UUGCCACCAUUAUUUCCACCCUUUCAUUACACCUUCUCGCCAAGAAACACAAUUCGUCUCUAAUUUCUUGUUCACAAUAUUAUGAAAUCAAAUAUUAUUUAGAUUUUUGGCCACAAAAAACCCAAUCAAAAGGCAUAUUAUACAAAAUACCCAAAUCAUGGAGUUCUUCGUCAAGACCAAAGCCGUUAAGCUCAAAAGCCACUUAGACAAGUACCUGGUCGCCGGCGAGGACCAGGCCGCCGUCCGGCAGAGCCGCAACGGCGCCGCCCGGAAGGCGCGGUGGCUGGUGGAGCUCGUGGACACAAACCCACACGUCGUCCGCCUCAAGAGCUGCUACAACCGCUACCUGGCCGCCUCCGGCGAGCCGUACCUCCUCUGCAUGACCGGCCGGCGAGUCCUGCAGACGCUGCCGGAAAAUCACGCCAAGGAUUUGUCGAUCGAGUGGCAGCCCAUCCGCGACGGGUUUCAGGUGAAGCUGAAGGCCUCCGACGGAACGUAUCUGAGGGCGAACGGCGGGACGCCGCCGUGGAGGAACACGGUGACGCACGAUUGCCCCCACGCCGCGGCCACGCACGACUGGGUGGUCUGGGACGUGGAGGCGGUGGAGGUGCCGGAGGAUGAGGCCGUCGCCGAUUACUGGUCCAUGGUCUGGAGCUUCUCGUCGAUCUCCGAUGAGAUCGCCGGCUUGGACAUCGGACCGCUCUCGACCCGGUCUAGCUUCUCCGGUUCACCGUCGCCGUCUCCCUCGCCUCGGUGGCUCUCUGCGAAGAAGAGCCCUUUCCUGUCGUUAUCUCGCACUACCGCCAUGGACAUCUUCCAGACAGCGAAAGCCGUACGGCUGAAGAGCAUCCACGGCAAGUACCUGACCGCCGACGAUAACGAGGAAUCCGUCACUCUGCACCGAACCGGAAACUCCAAAUCCGCCAAAUGGACCGUCGAAUUAGUCGAAAGCUCCGACACGAUCGUCCGGUUGAGGAGCUGCUACGGCAAGUACUUAACGGCGUCAACCCAGCCGUUUCUGCUGGGCUUGACGGGUCGGCGGGUGGUGCAGACUCAGCCGAGCCGCGUCGACAGCUCCGUCGAGUGGGAGCCGAUCAGAGAGAGCGGCGGCGUCAAGCUGAAGACCCGGUACGGACACUAUCUGCGGGCCAAUUUGGGGCUGCCGCCGUGGCGGAAUUCCGUCACGCACGACAUUCCGCAUCACGCCGCCACUCAGGAUUGGAUUCUCUGGGAGAUUCAUGUCGUCGAGAUAUUAGACGAUCACCACCACGAGGAGGCGGCGCCGCCUCCGGCGACGGCGGCGGAGGCGGCGUUGGAUUUGGUUCCGUACGAAUCGAGCUCGCCGAGUUCGAGCCACCGUUCCUCCAAAUCGGCUAGCUUAUCGGGACACGAGUCACACGAUUCUUUAGUGACGUGGUCGCCGAAGGUGAGCGAAGGCCGGGUAAUCUAUUUUCACGUAGCGAAUGAAUUUGGUGAAUUAGACGAGGAAUUUUACAUACGAUUCAAGGGCAAUAAAGUGAGUGAAUUGACAAAAAAAUUAAAGACAGAAUUAGGGGUGGAAGCUGUAACAGUGUGCUCUAGAAGCCCGUUGGACGGAAAGCUUUAUCCUCUUCGUCUCCAUCUUCCUCCCAACAAUGCGACCAUGCACCUUGUUGUCCUUACAAGUUAAACAUAAUAUCUCAUUAUAAU
This is a messenger RNA of Andrographis paniculata, 1689 nucleotides long. RefSeq lists its product as uncharacterized. The record is from RefSeq and is a predicted model, not a curated record. Bases 158 to 1669 code for a protein of 503 amino acids. The transcript has 3 exons. NCBI's taxonomy places the organism in Eukaryota, Viridiplantae, Streptophyta, Magnoliopsida, Lamiales, Acanthaceae.